ACAAACUUUUCAAGAAUUGAAAAAAAAAAAAACAAAACAAAACUUCAGAGGGUCAAGUCUUUCGCCAUUUGCCAGCGGCCCGAUGAUUAAAUUUGCGCCUCUCAACAGCAAUCUCCAUAACCAAAAUCUGAUACAGGCAGUUACUGCUCACCGACCUUUUCAUCCUUAUUUCUUACCCACCUAACAUUUCUUAAUGAACUCUUCCACCUUUAAGUCUCCCACCUUUUUUUUCAUUCGUAUUUGUCAACCCCCUUUUGCCCCUUCUCGUUUAAUCACCACUCGGUCGCUUUCUGUUUGCUAUAAUCUUGGUAGGAGCAUCCGUAAGCUCCGUUUUCCACGUUCUCGGCUGUAUUCUAUAAUAAGUUCUCAUACCUUCAUGGAGGUGGUCAAGUCAACUGCGAAGCAUGGGUCAACUUUUUCUGAGAGUGUCGCUAUUAGAGCUAACCAGAAAAGUCACAGUUACGGUCAACUAAUAUCAUCUGCACUGAAGAUAUCUGCUCUAUUGACUAGCAGCGAUAUAAAAACUGAACAUGGGAAUCUUGGUGGAGCUAAAGUUGGAAUUGUGGCAAAACCAUCAGCUGAAUUUCUUGCUGGAGUGUUGGGGACUUGGCUAAGUGGAGGUGUUGCUGUUCCACUUGCACUCAGCUACCCAGAGGCUGAGCUCUUACACGUCUUGAAUGAUUCGGAGGUCUCCAUGAUACUGAGUACUGAAGAUCGUGGUGAAUUUAUGCAAAGUGUUGCUGCUAAAACUGCUGCAAAGUUCUCUCUUAUUCCACCAGUUCCUCAUAUUUCUUCAGAAAGAAAUCCUCAUGAACAACCAACAGAUAUAGAAGCAGAUGCAGAUAGAAUUUUUCAGGGGACGAUUGAGAAUUUGAGUGAUGAUCCUGCAUUGAUAAUUUAUACCAGCGGUACAACAGGUAAACCGAAAGGAGUCGUUCACACGCAUAAGAGUAUCACUUCACAGGUUCAGACCUUGUCAAAAGCUUGGGAAUAUACGUCAGCCGACCAAUUUCUGCAUUGUCUUCCCCUGCAUCAUGUUCAUGGGCUGUUCAAUGGCUUGUUGGCUCCUAUCUAUGCGGGUUCCACGGUCGAGUUUAUGCCAAAAUUUAGUGUCAGUGGCAUCUGGAAAAGGUGGCGGGAAUCAUAUCCAUCCAACAGUUCGAAAUCUGAUGAUGCUAUUACAGUUUUUACCGGGGUUCCGACCAUGUACGCUCGAUUGCUACAAGGUUACGAAGCAAUGGAUCCGGAGCUACAGGUCGCUUCUGCCUCUGCUGCGAAACAGUUGCGCCUUAUGAUGUGUGGCUCUUCUGCACUUCCCCCUCCAGUCAUGCAACAAUGGGAGGAUGUAACUGGACACAGACUUUUGGAACGAUACGGUAUGACCGAAUUUGUCAUGGCAAUUUCAAAUCCUUUAAAUGGUGAGAGAAAGGUUGGAACUGUUGGCAAACCCUUCCCUGGCGUCGAGGCCAAGAUUGUUGCAGAUGAUGAGAGUAGUAAUGAGGGUGAGCUAUGUAUUAGAAGUCCUUCGAUGUUUAAAGAAUAUUGGAAGCUUCCCGAGGUUACCAAAGAAUCGUUUUUAGAUGGUGGUUUCUUCAAGACCGGAGACGCUGCUAGACGUGAUGAAAAUGGUUAUUACAUCAUACUAGGACGCAUGAACGCUGAUAUCAUGAAAGUCGGGGGAUAUAAACUAUCAGCACUAGAGAUUGAAUCAGUGAUUUUGCAGCAUCCUUCUGUCAUAGAAUGUUGUGUGUUGGGAUUACCAGACAAAGACUAUGGAGAACGUGUGUGUGCAAUCAUUGUGCUUGAGCCUAACUUCAAAAGGACGCCGCCUGAUGACUCCAAGCCUGCUAUCACCUUACUUGAACUCCGCACAUGGGCCAGAGAUAAGCUUGCUCCUUACAAGUUACCGACCAAGUUACUGCUGUGGGAGUCGCUGCCUCGGAACGCCAUGGGAAAGGUCAACAAGAAAGCGUUGAAGAAUAAGCUGGCAGCAGAAGACUAACUGUUGGUGAUUAAAAGUGAGGCAUAAAUAUUUACUAUUAGUAUUAUUAGCAUUGAUUGUAGUUUCAGUAAUGUAAUAGCAUUCCCAGCCAACUGAAGAAGCAAGUUGGAAAAGUCACAAAUACCCCCCAUUCAUCUAUUGUGUCGUUCUUAAUCUUGUCACUAAAAGAGACACAAACUGUUCUAAAACGAAAAAUAAAUUUUCAUAUUUAUAGGUCAUAUUUAGUCA
Momordica charantia (bitter melon) is the source of this 2230-nucleotide messenger RNA. Lineage: Eukaryota; Viridiplantae; Streptophyta; Magnoliopsida; Cucurbitales; Cucurbitaceae. The record is from RefSeq and is a predicted model, not a curated record.